CUAUGCAUUUCGCUAGGAUUUGUAUAACUUCUGCCGUCUUCUUCAGAUUUUCUUAUCUCCUUCUUUCCACUCCACUCAAGCCUAAAAAAUCAUGGCGGCUGCUCAAAUCAGCAAAAAGCGAAAGUUCGUUGCUGAUGGAGUCUUUUUCGCGGAACUCAAUGAGGUUUUGACCAGAGAAUUGGCUGAGGAUGGGUAUUCUGGAGUUGAAGUAAGAGUUACUCCUAUGCGCACCGAGAUCAUAAUCAGAGCCACCCGCACCCAAAACGUUCUCGGUGAGAAAGGUAGGAGGAUUAGGGAGCUUACCUCAGUGGUUCAGAAGCGAUUCAAGUUCCCAGAAAACAGUGUCGAGCUUUACGCUGAGAAGGUCAACAACAGAGGCCUUUGUGCUAUUGCUCAGGCCGAGUCCCUUCGCUACAAGCUACUCGGAGGCCUUGCCGUCCGCAGGGCCUGCUAUGGUGUGCUGAGAUUUGUCAUGGAGAGUGGUGCCAAGGGAUGCGAGGUUAUUGUUAGUGGAAAGCUAAGAGCUCAGCGAGCCAAAUCUAUGAAAUUCAAGGAUGGAUACAUGAUCUCUUCCGGCCAUCCAGUCAACGAAUAUAUUGACUCUGCUGUCAGACAUGUUCUUUUGAGACAGGGGGUGCUUGGUAUAAAGGUCAAGAUCAUGCUUGACUGGGAUCCCAAGGGUAAGCAGGGUCCUACAACUCCAUUGCCUGAUCUUGUCACAAUCCACCCGCCCAAGGAGGAUGAAGUUUUUAUCAGGAAAGAAGAGCCUGAGCCAACUGAUAUUGAGGUUCCAGUGAUGGCUUAAAUCUCUGAGGAUUACCCUUCUAAUUGUCACCUGUUUGAGUUUUGGACUAUGCUAGUUUCUUAGUGUUUUUUAGCUGAAAUUUGUCCCCAAAGACAUGUUCAGGUUGUGGUUUUCUGUACUUUCUUAUUAUGUUAUACUAAGGUUAUUAGUUUUUGUUCAAGUAUUUUUUU
Hibiscus syriacus is the source of this 975-nucleotide messenger RNA. RefSeq names its product 40S ribosomal protein S3-3-like. The record is from RefSeq and is a predicted model, not a curated record. The transcript has 6 exons. NCBI's taxonomy places the organism in Eukaryota, Viridiplantae, Streptophyta, Magnoliopsida, Malvales, Malvaceae. Gene Ontology annotation, biological process: translation. Gene Ontology annotation, cellular component: nucleus; cytosolic small ribosomal subunit. Bases 92 to 805 code for a protein of 237 amino acids. Gene Ontology annotation, molecular function: structural constituent of ribosome; RNA binding.